Acanthosepion pharaonis is the source of this 1365-nucleotide messenger RNA. Lineage: Eukaryota; Metazoa; Mollusca; Cephalopoda; Sepiida; Sepiidae. The record is from the annotation of a GenBank genome assembly.
AUGAAGCAAGGAAGGAAAUUCUAUCUAUCUAUCUAUCUAUCUAUCUAUCUAUCUAUCUAUCACAGCCUCUUCAUAUCUAUCUAUCUAUGUAUCUAUCACAGCCUCUUCAUAUCUAUCUAUCUAUCUAUCUAUCACAGCCUCUUCAUAUCUAUCUAUCUAUCUAUCUAUCUAUCUAUCUAUUUAUAUAUCACAGUCUCUUCAUAUCUAUCUAUCUAUCUAUCUAUCUAUCUAUCUAUUCAACCUAUCUAUCUAUCUAUCUAUCUAUCUAGCUAUCUAGCUAUCUAUCUAGCUAUCUAUCACAGUCUGAUCUAUCUAUCUACCUAUCUAUCACAGUCUUAUCUAUCUAUCUAUCUAUCUAUCUAUCUAUCUAUCUAUCUAUCACAGUCUGAUCUAUCUAUCUAUCUAUCUAUCUAUCUAUCUAUCUAUCUAUCUGUUUACUUAGUUCUUUAUAUCUAUCCAAGACUUCUAUCUGAGUUUGCUUCUAUCUAUCUAUCUAUCUAUCUAUCUAUCUAUCUAUCUAUCUAUUACUUAUUCUUUCUCUCUAUCUCAUUUUCUAUCUAUCUAUUUCAGUCUGUUCCUAUCUAUCUAUCUAUCUAUCUAUCUAUCUAUCUAUCUCAGUCUGUUCCUAUCUAUCUAUCUAUCUAUCUAUCUAUCUAUUUAUCUCAGUCUGUUCCUAUCUAUCUAUCUAUCUAUCUAUUUCAGUCUGUUCCUUCCUAUCUAUCUAUCUAUCUAUCUAUCUAUCUAUCUAUCUAUCUAUCUAUCUAUCUAUCUAUCUAUUUCAGUCUGUUCUUUAUCUAUCUAUCUAUCUAUCUAUCUAUCUAUCUAUCUAUCUAUCUAUCUAUCUCAGUCUGUUCCUAUCUAUCUAUCUAUCUAUCUAUCUAUCUAUCUCAGUCUGUUCCUAUCUAUCUAUCUAUCUAUCUAAAAUUUGUUCUAUCUCAGUUUGAGCAUUUACUUAAAUAUUUAUAUCUAUGUGUGAUACCUAUCUAUCUAUCUAUCUAUCUAUCUAUAAGUUUGGUUCUAUCUAUCUAUCCAUCUGAUUUCUUUAUCUAUCUAAUUCUGUUUAUAUCUGUCUCAAUCUAUCUAUCUAUCUAUCUAUUUACAGUAUGUUCAUCUAUCUAUCUAUCUAUCUAUCUAUCUAUCUAUCUAUCUAUCUAUCUAAGUCUGUUCAUCUAUAUAUUUAGCUAUCUAUUUCAGUCUGUUCAUAUCCAUCUAUCUAUCUAUAUAUAUAAGUUUGGUUCUAUCUAUCCAUCUGAGUAUCUAUCUAUCUAUCUAUCUAUCUAUCUAUCUAUCUCAUUCUGUUCAUAUCUAUCUACCUACCUACCUGUCCUACAAAGUACCGUUUCUCAAGAACUUCCUUCUUACUAA